Messenger RNA from Diospyros lotus (date-plum), 3876 nucleotides. RefSeq lists its product as uncharacterized. The transcript is spliced from 15 exons. Lineage: Eukaryota; Viridiplantae; Streptophyta; Magnoliopsida; Ericales; Ebenaceae. Gene Ontology annotation, molecular function: phosphatidylinositol binding. The record is from RefSeq and is a predicted model, not a curated record. The coding region runs from base 341 to 3460 and encodes 1039 amino acids.
CUACGCAGCCGAGUCGAGUCGAGUGGAGUCCAGUCCAGACUACACGUCUACUUUUACUCCCAAGACUGGAAGCAAAUGUCACGUUUUCUCUUCUCUUGGAAUCUCUCUGUUGAAACUUCCAAACUGCUCGACGACGCAAAAACUCCAGGGAGAGACAGAAGAGAAAGAAAGAGACCGACCAGAGCGAAUCGAACCGUAUUAGUUCAAGAAACACAAACAGAGCUGUAAGACAAACCCUAGCUUGUUGUUUUCUGAUUUUGAUCGCUCGAGAGGAACAAGAAUUGGGGCCAAUCCAGCCGUUGUCACAGAGGAAAGUGACGGUUUGUUUGGGACAAAUACAAUGAAGGCGAUGGAGACCUUGCAGGAUCUGAUCGAAGAGGCUAAGCUUCGAAUGGUUUAUUGGUCGUUGUGUAUCUUCGCUGUGUCGUACUUCUUGACUCACACGAGCAAAUCUAUGUGGAUGAAUAUUCCCCUGUCAAUUCUAUUUGUUUCUGCAUUACGGGUUUUAUUUAGUGAGGUGGAGUUCCGGUGGAAGGUGCGAAAAGUUCGCCCUCCGACAUACUUAUCUCAUUUAGAAAAGAAGCAGUUGCCCGUGGAUGAUCCUUGCCUUUCAACAUUGCCGCCACCCCCAAAUUGGAAGAGAAAAAUUGACUCUCCUGUUGUGGAGGCUGCAAUGGAGGGAUUUGUUAAUAAACUAUUGCAAGAUUUUGUCUCCGAUUUGUGGUAUUCAGAUAUUACACCUGACAAGGAGGCGCCGGAGCUCAUGCGUGCCAUCAUCAUGGAUGUGCUCGGUGAAAUAUCCGGAAGGGUCAAAGAGAUAAACUUAGUUGACUUUUUGACAAGGGAUUUAGUUGACUUAGUUGGGGUUCACCUAGAUAUUUUUAGAAGAAACCAAGCUGCAAUUGGCGUGGAUGUCAUGGGAACACUAUCCUCAAAAGAAAGGGAUGAUCGUUUGAGACACCAUCUUGAAGCUUCAAGGGAGCUUCACCCUGCAUGUUUAUCUCCCGAGAGUGAGUACAAGGUUCUUCAGCAUCUUGUUGGUGGCUUGUUAGCUGUGGUCCUCAGACCACAAGAGGCCCAAUGCCCCCUUGUUCGAUGCAUUGCCCGAGAGCUUAUAACUUGCUUGGUAAUGCAACCCGUUAUGAGUUUUGCAAGCCCAGAGUAUGUGAAUGAGUUGAUUGAGUAUGUUUUCCUUAGUACUGAGGAUGGUGGAAACAAAGUGACAGGUGAUAGCCACUCACCUAAUGUAAUGGGUAGCAGUGACCAUACUGCUCCUGCAGAUAUACCACCAAAGGAAUAUACUUCAAGGCAGGAUAUGAUUUCAUUUGGUCAAGGAACUGAUCUUUUGGUGUCAGGAAUUGGCAUCCAGAAACAUAUUCCCCUGGAUACUUCAAAGAAUUUGACUUCUAAUCUUUCUGGUAAGGAACAUCCUGUUGUCUGGGCACAAAUACUGGAGGCGGCAACCCAGAGGAGAACAGAGGUUCUGAUGCCUGAAAAUCUUGAAAACAUGUGGACCAAAGGAAAAAAUUAUAAAAAGAAAGCUCAGAAGAUUGCUGCAAAGAGUUCGAGAAUAAAUAGUGCUAAACCUUCAAAUAGUUCGUGGACAGAAAUGUCAACCCAAAGGCCUGUAGUUUCUUUUGCAACAGAAGAUUCUGGGUUGCCACCAAAAUUUAUUACAGAGGCUCGACCAAGCGACGGGAGCAACAAUACGACACAUUUGUUUCGUGGACUAGACAAGGAACAACCUGGUGGGAAAGGAGCCAUUAAUGAAUUGGAGAAUACUGCUUCUUUUACUCUGGGUGAGAAUAAAGGUUGGCUUAAAAGAUCAAACAGCACGUCUGCUCUAAAAGUUGAAACCAACAUGGAAAAAGCAUCCAGAAGUGAAGGCGUUCAUCCUCUUAUAUCAGAGUUUUAUAGCCCAGAUUUUGACAGACAAAGUGAAGCACAUACUGCCAAGGGCGCUUCAAAUAUGGUGUUCCACAGUGAAGUAAUGCAUGCUCCCAAGCUUUGGUGCCGGGUUGAAGGAGCAUACUUCGAGAAACUUGGAUCAAAAUCCUUUGCAGUUUAUUCAAUUUUAGUGACAGAUGCAGAUAACAACACUUGGUCUGUUAGAAGAAGAUACAGCAAUUUUGAGAGACUACAUCGACACCUUAAGGAUAUUCCUAAUUAUACAUUACAUUUGCCUCCAAAAAGGAUAUUCUCCUCCAGCACAGAAGAUGCUCUUGUUCAUCAACGCUGUAUUCAGCUUGACAAAUAUCUGCAAGAUCUCGUGUCCAUAGCUAAUGUUGCUGAGCAACAUGAAGUGUGGGAUUUUUUGAGUGCUUCCUCAAAGAACUACUCUUUUGGAAAAUCAUCCUCAGCAAUUAGGACCCUUGCAGUGAAUGUGGAUGAGGCUAUGGAUGAUAUUGUGCGCCAGUUCAAAGGAGUUUCAGAUGGCUUAAUGCGGAAAGUUGUUGGUUCAUCUUCCCUUCCUUACGAAGCCUCUUCUGCAAUUGCAGGCAAGAACUUAUCCUGGAAUGCUGAUGAGGUUAGUAAACACCUCUCUUGGCAUAGUGCCGCAGAAUCAGCAAAAAGCAUUUCUGAUGAGGAUGUUGAUAAAGAUGGAACUCGUGGCCAUGAAGAAGUAGGACCUGAUGUUCAAGCUAAUGGAUGGCACUCGGAUAAUGAAUUAGACUCAAAGGGUCUGCCACCAAGGGUGGUUAAACAUGGUGAAAAUUUUAGAAGGUUGUAUUAUGGAACAAAACAUGGUUUAGAGGCAGAACCUCUAUCUGUCAGUCUGGGAGGAUAUCCUGCAACAAGUCUACCAGUAGGCUCUGAUCAUCUGGAAGAUCCAGCUGGGGUACCACCAGAGUGGACACCACCCAAUUUAAGCAUACCUGUCUUGAACUUAGUUGACAACAUCUUUCAGCUUAAGAGAAGAGGAUGGUUAAGAAGACAAGUUUUCUGGAUAUCAAAGCAAAUAUUACAGUUAAUGAUGGAAGAUGCUAUUGAUGACUGGCUUCUAAGACAAAUUCAGCAGUUGCGGAGAGACGAUAUUAUUGCUCAAGGGAUUCAAUGGGUCCAAGAUGCUCUGUGGCCUGAUGGCACAUUCUUUCUGAGGUCAAAUCCUCAAAGUGGAGUUGAUGAUUGCCAGUUUAAUGAGUCUUCUCAAACUACGAGCCGUCGUAGUAGGGUAACUGAAACAGGGUCUUUUGAACAACAGCUUGAGGCUGCCCGUAGGGCUCACUAUGUCAAGAAAAUGAUCUUCAAUGGAGCUCCUGCUCCGCUUGUCAGCUUAAUUGGGCGCAAGCAGUAUAGGCGUUGUGCGAAAGACAUACAUUAUUUCCUGCAGUCUACGGUCUGCUUGAAACAACUUGCAUAUGAAAUACUUGAAUUGAUACUCAAAUCGGCAUUCCCGGAGCUCGGGGAUAUUGUGCUGGAUGUUCACGGGAAGCAGCUGCCUACCCAACCUGCUGUAUAGUCAGUUUCAAGAGCUCCAUUCCUUCAGCACGCGUAUUAUCAUUCUGCUUGAAAGUGGAUUAGAUAAACUGGACUUCCUCAGAUUGGCAAGAAAUAUCAUUCACCUUGGGUUGGCUAUCGUAGCGGGUUUUGUGGUUUGUCACGACAACAAUCAUUUAUGCACCAAGUUUUUUAUUUUUAUUUUUUUCCGUUCUUUUGUUGAGUUACAACAAUCAGGGUUGGGUUUUUCAUUACUGUACACAAAUCACUUGUAGGAUGUGGUAAAUGUAUGUCGUCUCUAUCCUCCAUUCUAACUGUACAGAAAAGUAGUACUUUAGGGGAUUUGAAUAGAAGUACCCCUUGAUGAUCAAAAUUGAAACCCCUUUCCCGGGGAUCUUGCAUCAAAGUAAAAAAUGCUGUAGGCUCGAAGAACUACAA